This is a messenger RNA of Jaculus jaculus (lesser Egyptian jerboa), 2857 nucleotides long. RefSeq names its product retrotransposon Gag like 3 (gene Rtl3). Bases 349 to 1956 code for a protein of 535 amino acids. The transcript is spliced from 2 exons. NCBI's taxonomy places the organism in Eukaryota, Metazoa, Chordata, Mammalia, Rodentia, Dipodidae. Gene Ontology annotation, molecular function: zinc ion binding; nucleic acid binding. The record is from RefSeq and is a predicted model, not a curated record.
AGAGUUGGAACGUGUUCUGGGAGUGGGUGUGUUUGUUUGAGUUCAGUGUGUGCAGAAAAGGCAAGCCUCCACAGCCAUUCACACACUUCCCUCCUCAGCGAUGGGUACGCAGACAGCCGAGCUCCUGCACUAAAUCUCUGAAUGUGUAUCUGAUACCUUCCUUUGCUGAGCUCCGGAGGCUCCCAGCGACCUCUUGGUAAUCAGCCUUGGCGAGCCUAAAUCCCCACCCCUUGGAAAACUCACGGAGCCUGACGUCUGCUUGUGAGCGGCUUUCAGAAAAGACCUCACAAGCAGCCAUCCAAUCUCUCUUGAUAGCAAACUGCCAAACCAGGCCCAUUUCCCCAAAAGAUGGUAGAGGGCUUAGCAGCUUCCUAUAUUGCUCUGAAAUUGGAGAAUGAAAUUCUGCAGGCCCAAGUGCAGAAGCUAAUGGAAGAAAAUGCUGCCCUCCAAGCCCAGAUCCCAGAGCUCCAGGAAUCCCGAUCACCCAAAGAUGAACCACUCCAAAAGCCCUCCAAGGCCCAACAGCCCCAGAAGUUCCCAAAACUCCGGGAGCCCACAGCAGCCUGGGGCUCACAAGAGCCUUCAGCUAUCAAGGAACCCCAGGAGACCCCAGAGCUCAAGGAGCUUGCAUUGUACCCACAGAUCCAGGAGCCCUGGGAGUCCCCAGAGAUCAAAGAGUCCCAGGAACUCCCCAGAAACAAGGAACCCCCUAGGCCCCCAGAGAUCAAGGAGGCCUGGGAGCCCCCAGAGUUCCUGGAUCCCACAGCAGCCUGGGAAUGCCAGGAGCCUUCAAAGAUCAAGGAGGCCCACAAGCCUGCUGAGCUCCAGGAUUUCUCAGCCUGGAAGCUUCCAGCAGCCCAAGAGCUCCAAGAGGCCCAGAAGCCUCUGGAACUCCCAGCAGCCUCAGAGGCAGGGCCACCAGACAUCCAGUAUACCUCUUCAGCUGAGGAGCCCCAGAAUGCAGAACCCCAUGACCCUCCAAAUGCUGAGAGGGGGCAGGAGGCAUCAGAAUACCAGGCUUCGUCCCUUAAACUUCCAGCUACCCAGGAUCCUCUGGGGCCUUGGGUGCCUCAGGAGCCCCUAGACCCUUCAGAUACCCAGGAGUUUCUAGAACCCUCAGUACCUGAGGAGUCCCUGGAGGGCCUAAUAGUUGUGGAAACAGCAACAGUUGCAAAGUUUCCACAGGCCCUCAGUGGAUUAGAGGCUGCAGCUUUCCCUUUAGAAUACCCUUUAGCCUUCAAUGGGGAUUCUCAGAAGCUUCCUGAGUUCCUGGUUCAAUUGAAUGGCUUCAUGAGGGUCAGAAGGCACCUGCAUCCUAAUGAAGCAGCUCUAGUGAGCUUUGUUGUUAACUGCUUCUCAGGUGAUGCAGGGAGGUGGUUCCAACCCUUGAUGGGUAUCCAAAGCCCCCUGCUGGAGCAAUUUGAAAGUUUCUUACAAGUGCUCCAGAAUGCUUCUGACAAUCCAGAAAACACCGAAGUUUCCAACCACAGCAUCCAUCAACUGUGCCAAGAUGUGGGCACUGUCCACAGGUAUGCAGCCUUCUUCCACCGCAUUGCUCAAUACCUAAGCUGGGAUAAAAACACCCUCUGUAUCCAAUUUCCAAAAGGGCUUGCCAGUUCUCUUCAAAAUGAACUAUCUCGUACAAGUCCAGCUACCAACGUAUGUGAUAUGAUCCCUGGAUGUGUCAGCCUAAAGGAGAAGAUGGGUGGUGAGGCUGAUGACGAUCCAUCAGAGCCAAGCCCCUCAGAAGAGAGAAAUGGGCCUGAGAAUCAACCAGCUCAAAACCAGCCUGCUCAAGCUACAGGUAACCGUCCACACCUCAGUGAAGCUGAACGGGCCCGACGCCGGGAAGGCCACUUGUGUCUCUACUGUGGUCAUCCUGGUCAUUUUGCCAGAGAUUGUCCUGUUAAGCCUCAUCGUGCACAGCAGGCGGGAAACUUGGAGGCCCGGCGGUAAGGGGGACCCCGGACGGGCCAAUCUACAAAUAUGCGUCCCCCUCCCUUCCAAUAUCUAUGUCUCGUACCCUAUGGCUAACUGUUGAAAUCCGACUGGGAAGACGACAAUUCUUUGAGCAAGCAAUGGUGGACUCAGGAUCCUACAGAAACAGCAUCGACCAUUCAGUGGUUCUUCGAGAGAAGCUGCCCAUGCGCAACAACAUCUUCCCUCUCAUGCUCGAAACAGUUGAUGGCCGGCCUCUCAUUAAUGGACCCAUAACCAAGGAAACACCACCCGUUGAAGUCAAAAUUGGAAACCACGUUGAAGAGCUCCAGUUUGACAUUAUCCAUGCACCUCGAUACCCUUUGAUUCUUGGUAUCCACUGGCUUGAGACACAUGACCCAAACAUUGAGUGGAGUACCCGCACUGUGUCCUUUCCAUCACGUUAUUGUCAUUACAAUUGCUUCAGGCACAGGUGGAAUAGAAGAAGGCGCGAUGAAAUCAUUGCUGGGUAGAUGCUGGGUUCCAGUGGCAUCUGGCCAUCUGUCUUCUGUUACCUCAGCUGACAUCAGCAUUUGCUGCUCCCUGAAUCUUCCACUGAACUUCUGGAUUUCUGGUUGUGAACUAAGGCUACCUGUACAACGACUCUGCCUCUUGGAUGACGGACUGAACCUGAUGAUUUUUUAAUGUUUUUUUCUAACAACUUUGCAUGCCCCCCUCUUUGAAACCUACAUUUUGUUUUCAUUAGAAUAUAUACUAACAAUAUGCAUGAGAAUAGGUAAUAGAAACUUAUACUGAGGAAUGUAGCUGUUAGAUUAAUCUGAUUCUUAUCAAGAUUUUUUAUCACCAAAAUUUCAUUUUUCAAUAAAAAUUAAUUUUCAAGUGUUUUUUUUACAUAAUCAAUAAACGUUGGUGAUUGUUA